Colius striatus (speckled mousebird) is the source of this 5124-nucleotide messenger RNA. RefSeq names its product ATP-dependent translocase ABCB1. Gene Ontology annotation, cellular component: membrane. Gene Ontology annotation, biological process: transmembrane transport. The coding region runs from base 202 to 4059 and encodes 1285 amino acids. Gene Ontology annotation, molecular function: ATP hydrolysis activity; ABC-type transporter activity; ATP binding. The transcript has 29 exons. Lineage: Eukaryota; Metazoa; Chordata; Aves; Coliiformes; Coliidae. The record is from RefSeq and is a predicted model, not a curated record.
GAAUGAUGAAGCCCUGCUUUCUUGGAAAUGGCUAAACAUCUGCCUCUCAAUCCUAUCGAAUGAGGAUUUUCCAUCCUUUUGAUAAAAAAGUGGACUCAUCUGUGAACUCACACUGACUAUCCUGCAGCACAAAGUCAGCAACGGAGCUUUUUUGUCUGGCAAGAGACACAUAAACAGGGAGCUAUCUCAAAUAGAUUUGAAAUGAAUUCUGAAGAUGAAAAGGAGAAACUUAAAGCAGAUGGAAAUAGUCAUGAGAUCACUGCACCCAGUCAGGAUCGUGAAUCUAAAGACAAAGAUGAGAAAAAGAAGAAGAAGAAGAAAGCAGAAAAGCCUAAGCUGGUCAGCCCAUUUACACUGUUUCGAUACUCCAAUUGGAGAGACAAAUUACUAAUGAUAGUAGGCACUGCCUUUUCAGUAGUCCAUGGAAGCGGUCUCCCUGUUGGAAUGAUAAUUUUUGGUGAUAUGACUGACAGCUUUGUUGAUUCUGAAAGCUCAGAUUUGCCAGCAAAUAUUUCAGCGAAUAUCACUGAACUGGUGAAAAAAAAACUGGAAGAAGAUAUGACAAGAUAUGCAUACUACUAUACUGCAAUAGCAACUGUUGUUCUUCUUUCUGCUUAUAUCCAAACUUCAUUUUGGACUCUAGCAGCAGGACGGCAAAUAAAGAAAAUCAGACAAAAUUUUUUUCAUGCCAUUAUGAAACAGGAGAUUGGAUGGUUUGAUGUCAAUGAUGUGGGAGAACUUAACACUCGUCUUCUAGAUGAUGUUUCCAAGAUUAAUGAAGGAAUAGGUGACAAACUUGGAUUGCUUUUUCAGUCAAUAACAACAUUUGUAGCAGGAUUUGUUGUUGGUCUCAUAAGAGGAUGGAAGUUAACCCUUGUAAUACUAGCAGUCAGUCCUGUCCUGGGCCUUUCAGCAGCCCUCUGGGCGAAGGUUCUCUCUUCUUUCACUGGCAAAGAGCAAGCUGCGUAUGCCAAAGCAGGAGCUGUUGCAGAGGAAGUUCUGUCAGCAGUCCGUACUGUAAUAGCUUUUGGAGGACAGGAAAAAGAGAUUAAAAGAUACCAUAAAAAUUUAGAAGAUGCAAAACGAAUUGGAAUAAAGAAAGCUAUUACAUCUAAUAUUUCCAUGGGUGCUGCCUUCUUUUUGAUAUAUGCUUCAUAUGCACUGGCCUUCUGGUAUGGAACUACCUUGGUCUUAAAUGAUGAUUACAGUAUUGGCAAGGUUCUGACAGUUUUUUUCUCUGUGUUGAUUGGAGCUUUCAGUAUUGGACAGACUGCUCCAAGCAUAGAGGCAUUUGCUAAUGCAAGAGGAGCUGCCUAUGCAAUCUUUAAUAUCAUAGAUAAUGAGCCUCAAAUUGACAGUUACUCAGAGACAGGUUACAAACCAGACCACGUUAAAGGGAACCUGGAAUUCCAAAAUGUUUACUUCAAUUAUCCAUCCAGGCCAGAUGUUGAGAUAUUAAAGGGCUUGAAUCUCAAGAUUAAUUGUGGCCAGACAGUGGCCCUGGUUGGUGGCAGCGGCUGUGGGAAAAGUACAACUGUUCAGCUCAUCCAGAGAUUUUAUGAUCCCAAGGAAGGCAUGAUUACCAUUGAUGGGCAGGAUAUUAAGACCUUAAAUGUCAAGUAUCUGCGGGAGAUCAUUGGUGUGGUGAACCAGGAGCCCGUGCUCUUUGCAACUACCAUUGCAGAAAACAUUCGCUAUGGCCGUGAGGACGUCACCAUGGAAGAGAUUGAAAAAGCCACCAAGGAAGCAAAUGCUUAUGACUUCAUCAUGAAGCUACCCAACAAGUUUGAAACCGUGGUUGGAGAAAGAGGGGCACAGCUGAGUGGAGGCCAGAAGCAAAGAAUAGCAAUUGCCCGGGCUCUGGUUCGCAAUCCUAAAAUUCUUCUGCUUGAUGAGGCAACGUCAGCUUUGGAUACUGAGAGUGAAUCAAUCGUGCAGGCAGCCCUGGACAAGGCAAGGGAAGGACGCACCACAGUCAUAGUAGCUCAUCGACUGUCCACAGUCCGAAAUGCAGAUGUUAUAGCUGUGUUUGAAGGUGGAGUUAUCUCAGAACAAGGGAAUCAUUUCAAAUUGCUUGAGAGAAAGGGAAUCUACUAUAAGCUUGUUAACCUGCAGACAAUUGAAACUGAAGGUCCAUCAUUAGGAAAAGAUGAGAAUGCACUUAGCAUCAAAGAAAGUGAAUCUGAAGAAUCCAUAACCAAAGGGUUGAGAAGACGAUCAACUCGGAGAAGUACAGGAAAGCCAAGUGCACAAGAUGAUGAACCUGAUGAGAAAACAAGUUCUCCUAAUGAAGAAUUACCUCCAGCUUCAUUUAUGAAAAUUAUGAAGUUGAACAAAACGGAAUGGCCAUACUUUGUAGCUGGAAUCUUUUGUGCAAUUCUCAAUGGAGCGAUACAACCGGCAUUUUCAAUCCUGUUUUCAGAAAUUAUAGGGAUGUUUUCAGGUGACCCCGCCACUAUAAGAGAAAAGGGCAACUUGUAUUCAUUGAUGUUUUUAGUACUUGGGAUCGUUUCCUUUUUCACUUUCUUUUUCCAGGGUUUCACAUUUGGCAAAGCUGGAGAAAUUCUUACAAUGAGACUUCGACUCAUGGCAUUUAAAGCAAUGCUUAGACAGGACAUGGGCUGGUUUGAUAAUUCUAAAAAUAGCACUGGAGCAUUAACUACAAGGCUUGCUAAUGAUGCCUCACAAGUGAAAGGAGCAACUGGAGUCAGACUGGCAUUAAUUGCUCAAAACAUAGCUAACCUGGGGACUGGAAUUGUUAUAUCGUUGGUUUAUGGCUGGCAGCUGACCCUGCUGCUUUUAGCUGUUGUGCCAAUCGUUGCUGUGGCAGGAAUGAUUGAAAUGAAGAUGUUGGCUGGCCAUGCUCUAAAGGAUAAAAAAGAGCUGGAAGCUGCAGGAAAGAUUGCCACAGAAGCCAUAGAAAAUAUUAGAACAGUUGUUAGUUUAACCCGAGAAAGGAAAUUUGAGUUGAUGUACAGAGAACAUCUGCACGUACCAUACAGAAAUUCGGUGAAGAAGGCACAUAUCUUUGGAUUUUGCUUUGCCCUUUCCCAGGCAAUGAUGUUCUUUACCUACGCUGCCUGUUUCCGGUUCGGUGCCUAUCUGGUGGUAAAUGACAAGAUGGAAUAUAAACAUGUGUUUUUAGUGUAUUCAGCUGUUGUAUUUGGUGCAAUGGCACUAGGACAAGCCAGCUCUUUUGCUCCAGACUAUGCCAAAGCCAAGACAUCGGCAGCCCACUUGUUUCUACUGUUUGAAAGAGUACCCUCAAUAGAUAGCUACAGUGAGGAAGGAGAGAAGCCUGAAACAUUUGGAGGGAGCGUGAUGAUCAAAGAUGUGGCAUUUAACUACCCCAAUCGACCAGAAGUCAAAAUCCUCCGAGGUUUGAAUCUAAAAGUAGAAAAGGGACAAACUCUGGCUCUUGUUGGUAGCAGUGGCUGUGGAAAGAGCACUGUUAUUCAGCUGCUUGAGAGAUUUUAUGAUCCACUUGAUGGACAAAUGCUUUUUGAUGGCAAAGAUGCAAAGACACUAAAUAUCCAGUGGCUGAGAGCUCAGAUUGGGAUUGUCUCACAAGAGCCAAUACUGUUUGACUGCACUAUUGCUGAAAACAUCGCCUACGGAGAUAACAGUCGGCAGGUGUCACACGAAGAAAUUGUUCGUGCAGCAAAAGAAGCCAACAUUCAUUCCUUCAUUGAGUCUCUGCCAGAUAAAUACAAUACCCGUGUAGGAGACAAGGGAACUCAGCUCUCUGGUGGUCAGAAACAACGUGUUGCGAUUGCCCGAGCUCUUGUACGUCAGCCCCAAAUUCUGCUCCUGGAUGAAGCUACAUCAGCCUUGGAUACAGAAAGUGAAAAGAUUGUCCAGGAAGCGCUGGAUAAAGCCAGAGAAGGUCGCACCUGCAUCGUGAUAGCUCACCGCCUCUCCACCAUCCAAAAUGCUGACAAGAUUGCUGUGGUGCAGAAUGGCAAGGUCAUAGAGCAAGGCACCCAUCAGCAGCUCCUGGCUGAGAAAGGCAUCUACUAUUCUCUGGUCAAUGUUCAGAGUGGCUCAUGCAACAUGUAAAUUAAAAGCAGUGCUUACCUCUGAAUUGUCAAUGUAAUUAUUUCAGUACCAAUAGAUGCUUUUGGCUGUCCUUGUUUCUUUCCUAAGUCCUGUGGAGACAAGAAAUCCUAAGUAAACAUGUACAAGCUUCUCACUGCUCGUUUUCAUUAUUCAAACCACUCUGCCGUGUGUCCGAGGCAGAGGCCUAUUGCACUCAUAAAAGUAGAAUCAUGCUAAGCCAAAUGUAACUAAUAUUACCUUGCUUUGAACUCUGUCAAAAUUAUACUAAUCAGAAAUGUUUGAUAAACAACCUGUAAACAUGUUAAUGCUUGAUAAAAAUAGUUUUGUUAUUGACAGAAACAAAUCUUAAGCCUUAUCCUCACUGUGCCUGUGUAAGUUACAGUCAGUCCUGGCCUAUUAGGCUUGAUAUCACCUUGUCAUGAGAAUUAUCACCUUGUCAGAUGGAACUUGAUGUUUCUUGUUAUAAUAGGGAGUUUUGGCCUGGGAUGACAGCAAAGGUUUUGCAAAUAUGGACACAGGCUGAAAACAGAGGUCCUAGAACUCUAAAUGCCCUGCUGAUGGUCAGUUACAGGUCAUUGAAGAGGUGCCACCUUAAGAACUGGGAAAAUACUGUUUUAAGUAUUACCUAGAAAUGAACCAACAUAUGAGGAAACAUACACAACUGAUGUGCAAGGCAAGGCACGUGCUGCAGCCUGGCAAAGUAGUAUCUGCAAGUCUCCCCAGGUCCUAAACAUCAGAGGUCAAGGGCUAAGAACUGUCUAAAGACUGCAAUAUUUUAUAACAAGUGAAAAUCCUGCAUUUGGGCUUGGAGGAAGAGGAAGGAAGCACCUUUUUCAGCGUUAGCUUCUUUCAUUGAAGAGUUCUUGACUGACUGAGACUUUGAAGGACUGUUACCGUUGGUGCUAAUUACAUGACAUCACCUCUGUGGUAUUGUAUAUUAGUUGCUAAUUUGAGUGUUAAGGGCUAACUGCAUUGAACAUGUAGUAAUACUGAUUGAACUAACCAUUAGCAAUGUAUAUUGUUAAUGAACAUAUGAGAAGUAAAGUUUUGUUUCUGAGUUUGAAA